AUGGGCAGAGCCAUGGUAGCCAGGCUUAGACUGGGGUUGUUGCUUCUGGCGCUGCUCCUACCCACGCAGAUUUAUUCAAAUCAAACAACUCCUGCAACACCUUCAAGUAACCCCUCCCACAAUACCUCAACUACUCCAAGUCCAGCGAAUACUACCACCAAGGCAAGUGGUGGUGCUCUGCAGCCAACAGCCAGUGUCUUUGUGAUCUCGUUGGCUCUUCUACAUCUCUACUGUUAAAAGACUUGGGCCAAGAAACGUCUAUCCUUCACCAUCUUCUAAACCCAAUCCAAAUGGCAUC
This is a messenger RNA of Molossus molossus (Pallas's mastiff bat), 298 nucleotides long. It is a transcript of the gene CD24, whose product is annotated as CD24 molecule. Gene Ontology annotation, cellular component: external side of plasma membrane. The coding region runs from base 1 to 237 and encodes 78 amino acids. The record is from RefSeq and is a predicted model, not a curated record. NCBI's taxonomy places the organism in Eukaryota, Metazoa, Chordata, Mammalia, Chiroptera, Molossidae. The transcript has a single exon. Gene Ontology annotation, biological process: cell adhesion.